GGCAAGUAAGGCUGAGAAAAUAUCACUUCCGUCUAGACGAGCUCAAGAAGUAAGUCCAGAAGAAUAGAUUUUUCUACCGUAAUUUGUACCAUCUUCCUGCUAGAGAAAUCAAAACAGACAGCAGUUUAUCAUUCCCGUCUAUCUCAUUCAGGAGAGUUUGGUAUUGGAGAUAUAAAGGACAUAUACUAGGAGGACGAGGAUGACGUGGAAGAUUUCGUUGAUCAUCACAUUGAUUGUGAUCGUCAACAGCACGCAACGCGUCACCAGUGACGGGCAUGCGGAAAUCGACAGCGUAGUCGAGAACGAGAACUCGGUCAUUGUCUGUAACCCUUCAUUACUCGAUGACGAUGACGAGGAGGGAUUCGGUCAUCACGAUUACGACGCUCUCUGCAUUCACCCAAGCACCUUCGGCGUUGCUACCGUUCAGUUCAACUUGGAUCAAGUAGACACGGAUAAGAGAUUCCUCGUUUGGCUUCAAACUGACAUCUGUUUAGGGUGCAAGUUACUACCUAUUGCCUAUUUAUCGGGGGAAACGAAGAAAGAAAGAACAGUUGCUUUGAUCGAUACGUCAUUGGCGACUAGUAUCAAAGUAACUACAUCCACUGCGACUUAUCCAUCGAUAAAUAACACGUAUUGCGAGUUGAGGCAUCAUUUUGGACUCAUUGGAGAAUAUAAUUUGACCGUACCAGCCACCAUACACAACACGACUACGGAAUGCACUUUAGUAACAUUGAAGAAACCAGCUUAUGAAAAUACAGCUGUGCUGGCUAAUUAUGGAGUGUUUGUUGCUUGGAUCAUAUUGGCUAUAACAUGGUACUAUUGUAUUAAAAGGCAUUGUCUUGGGAACAAGUCAGCUCAAUGCACUAUUAACGGUCACGUGUCCCAUGACCAAACUUCUCUGAUGCCAGUGAAUGAAAUAAGGGAGAGCUCUACUUCCCUUCGACUCAAGUCCGUUGAUACAUUCAGAGGGUUUGCCCUUUUCAAUAUAGCACAAGGGGUAGCAGGUGAUGGACACUACUGGUUUAUUUCUCAUUCUAGAUAUUAUGGUAUAACUGUUGCGGAUUUCAUAUUUCCAUGGUUUGUUUUCGUCAUGGGAACAUCAAUCCAUCUCGCGUUCAACAACCUCCUCUCCAAAGGUCGAAGUUACCGCUCAAUCUUCAAGAAACUGGUUGUGCGAAGCAUCACGCUUUUCGUCCUUGGGAUCUGUUUUCAGCCUCAUAAUGAUAUACGUACUCUUCGCAUCCCCGGAGUCCUCCAACGUUUUGGUAUCUCGUAUUUCGUAGUUGCUUCUUCAUAUCUUGUUUCUCGACGUCUUCUAGCCAGAAGGAAAGAAAGGACGAGUAAAUGGUAUAUGAUGUUCCGUGACGUCACUGACUAUCUUGAGCUACCUCUGGCUGUCUGUCUCAUUACUAUUCAUCUGCUUCUGACGUUUUUAUUACCAGUUCCCGGAUGUCCACUAGGUUAUCAAGGGCCUGGUGGUCCUCUUCUUGGAGAGAACGGUGAGCUAACGAACUGUACCGGGGGAGCUGCGGGUUACAUCGACCGUAUGUUCUUCACGGAAGCCCACAUCAUACCAAGACCGAAGUGCGCGAAGAUUUACCGAACGACCGUCUCGGUUGACCCGGAAGGAAUUCUUGGUACUUUGACCUGCAUCGCGCUUUGUAUAUUCGGUUUACAGGCGGGUAAGAUUCUGCAUCUCUUUUCCAGCGCGAAAGGGCGAAUCAUCAGACUUCUCAUCUGGGGUAUGGCACUGAUUACCUGCAGCGCCGUAUUAAGUAAAUGCCACUUGGCCGAUGGAUGGAUACCUAUCAACAAAACCCUGUGGUCUGUUUCCUAUAUCGCCCUCACCGGUGGACUUGCAUUCGUGGUUCAAGCCCUUCUUCAUUUUAUCAUUGACGUCACUCACUUUUGGAACGGAUCGCCAAUAAUCUACAUGGGUAUGAACUCUAUCCUGCUAUAUCUCGGAGUUGGAGUGUUGAAAGACUAUCUUCCAUUUACCUGGCAUCCUUUUUAUGAUAACCAUAGCGAGAGUGUUAUUAUGAGUACCUGGUCAGCAUUCUUGUGGCUCUUCAUAGCUUACGUCCUAUAUCGCAAGAAAAUAUUCCUACGGCUGUGAAGGUCUUUUUUCUGUUAAAUGAGAAGUUCACCGUGGCGAAAGCUUUAAUGUAAAAUAGCAAAAAUAAUUAUGAAUAUAAAUAUUGGUGAAGGUUUUUCGGAUUAUCCGUUUAGAUCCAUUGAGAAAGUUAUAAGUAUUUUUUUUUAUUUGUGACGUCAUAUAGUUUCCCCAUACGAUAUUCUAUAUAAAGUGCAUAUAUUUCAUUUGUUUUAAUGGUACAUGUCAGUGAUUUGAUUUGAUUUAUUUCUGCAUUCACAUCAAUAUCAGA
Messenger RNA from Lytechinus variegatus (green sea urchin), 2384 nucleotides. RefSeq names its product heparan-alpha-glucosaminide N-acetyltransferase-like. Lineage: Eukaryota; Metazoa; Echinodermata; Echinoidea; Temnopleuroida; Toxopneustidae. Bases 200 to 2116 code for a protein of 638 amino acids. The record is from RefSeq and is a predicted model, not a curated record. The transcript is spliced from 17 exons.